UCCAAUUUGGCGGUUGGGAUCCGACGAGCACGCGCGCGCGCGAGGGCGGGAGAGAGCGAGCGAGCCGUUUGUUUCCGGUGGCGGGUUCCCGUAUGUGAGGCGGCCUCAGCUCACCCCCGCCCCCCGAGCUCCGGCCGCGGCGGAAAUGGUGGAUGGAGCGAGCGGGCGGCCGCACACCACACAGCAGCACCCGACGCCAACGUUAGCAGCGGGGCGCCCACUCCGGCUCCCAACACAUUCCCCGGCGGCAGCAGGUCGCGGACUCUCUCCAUGGCGGCCCAGCAGCUGCGCGGCACCGAGGUUUACUGCGACGCCAGCGGGGACUGCAACCAUGUCGCCGUCAAGAUCAGGAGCGGGAGCCAGCGGGGGGAGCAGCCGGCGGCCCCUGCCCCUCAGCACCAAGGCCCCGGGCCCACCAAGUACAGCAUUUCGUCCAGCUGCAGCUCGGGCGAGUCGGUGAGGCGGGCGGCCCGCAGCCCCCGCCGCCGCCGCAAGUUCCCGCAGCUCUUCGAGCGGGCGUCGGGCAAGUGGUGGGACCCCGCCUUCGACUCCCGCAAGCUGGAGGACGCGUGUCUGGAGCGCUGCUUCCCGCAGACCCAGCGCCGCUUCAGGUACGCGCUGCUCUACCUCAUGGUGGCCGCGCUGCUCUGGGCCAUCUACUUCGGCUGCGUGGUGAAGGAGGCGGCCCGCGGCCUGGCCGCCGCUUUCCUGGCGCCCACCCUGCUCUUCAUGUUGUGCUGCGCCGGCUUGUUGGCGGUCACCUUCAGCGGCCUGUACUCCCGCCACUAUGUCCGCAUCUCGCUGCUCUUCAUACUGCUGGUCUUCGCCUUGUCGCUGGCCACCCGUUUCCAAGGCGGGGGCUGGGGCGGCAGCGCCUGCGGCUGGAACGAGAGCUGGACUCCGGCUUCCUGUUGGACCCACCUGUCGCCGGUGGGGAGCUUCUCGAUCUCGGUGGAGGUGUUACUGCUGCUUUACACCGUCAUGCCGCUGCCCCUCUACCUCUGCUUCCUCUUCGGCGUCUCCUACUCGCUGCUCUUCGAACUGUUGGGUUAUCACCUGGGCAGCGCCGAGUGGCGGCGGGGCCCGGGCUCCCAACCUCUGGUGCUCGAGGCCCUGGCUAAGUUCUUCCUCCACGCCUGUGUGCAUGCCGUGGGCAUCCACCUGUUCACCAUGUCGCAGGUGCGCUCCCGCACCACCUUCCUCAAGGUGGGCCAGUCCAUUAUGCACGGCAAGGACCUGGAGGUGGAGAAAGCCCUGAAGGAGCGCAUGAUUCACUCGGUGAUGCCAAGGAUGGUGGCAGACGAGCUAAUGAAGCAAGGGGACGACGAGAGCGAGAACUCCUUCAAACGCUACUCGACAUCCAGCCCGAAGAGCAAGAAGAAGAAGACCUCAAUCCAAAGGGCGCACCUAAUCUUCAGGCCCUUCACCAUGCAGCGCAUGGAACCCGUCAGCAUACUCUUCGCCGACAUUGUGGGCUUCACCAAGAUGAGCGCCAAUAAGUCGGCCCACCUGCUUGUCGGCCUCCUUAAUGACCUGUUCGGACGCUUUGACCGCCUUUGCGAAGGCACGGGAUGCGAGAAGAUUAGCACCUUGGGGGACUGCUACUACUGCGUUGCUGGCUGCCCCGAGCCCCGCACCGAUCACGCGUACUAUUGCAUUGAGAUGGGGUUGGGGAUGAUUCAGGCCAUCGAGCAAUUCUGCCAAGAGAAAAGAGAGAUGGUCAACAUGAGGGUCGGGGUGCACACGGGCACCGUUCUCUGUGGCAUUUUAGGAAUGAAACGUUUCAAGUUUGACGUUUGGUCCAACGACGUGAACUUGGCCAACUUGAUGGAACAACUCGGGGUGGCCGGUAAAGUCCACCUUUCUGAGAUUACAGCCAAGUACUUGGACGAACGUUACCUGAAAGAGGAUGGAAAAGUGAUGGAAAGGGUUGGCACACAAAGUGUGGUGGCAGACCAGCUGAAAGGAUUGCAGACGUUCCUUAUCUCUGGAAGAAAGUUGCCCCAUUCUGUAUGUACCUGCUCCCAGACGGUGGUGCCUCGUCUUGCUAUGGGAGAUUCCAGCUCCCUUGCAGUUCCCAAUCAACACCAAGAAGUAACAAGUGAAGCUGCCACUGAAGGGUCGCAACCUAGCAGCACGAUGAGCAAAACUAAGUCUACGUGUCCUUCCUGUAGUGCCUUGCUGGUGUCUGGAUCUGAUGCCAGCACAGAGGAAAACACAGUGCAGAAUGGUUGUCAAGAUGAACGGAAAAAUGCUAAGGCAUCGUCAGCAGGGCAAAGUCUAAAGGCCCAAAAUGGCCUGUUAAGUCCUCCAGAGGAAGAGAAGCUAAACAACAGCCAGACAUCACUGUUUGAGAUGCUGCAAAGUGAGAGGCAGCUGGAUGGACUGCUUCCACUACGCUCCAAACAGAUCCGGGAAAAAACGGAUGCUCAGUUUGUCAGUGUCAUUAAAGAAGAUAGACUAAUGGAUGAAUAUUUCUCCAAACCUCCUAUUAACAAAUUCAGCUUGAAUUUCUUGGAUUCAAGCCUGGAAAAAGCCUAUAGAGGCAGCUAUCAAGAUGAGGUUGUGAACAAUGCAUCAGAGAAGACGUUUGCCAGUGCCACUUUCAGUUCACUCCUUGAUGUCAUUCUCUCCACCAUAGUCUUCCUCUUUCUCUCCAUCACAUGUUUCAUGAAGCAGGGACUGUGUACAUCACCUUCGCAUGCCUCUGUUGUGGUUUUUGUCCUUGCGAUCCUGCUUCAAGUGCUUUCCUUGGUUAUCUCCAUCAGAAUGGCGUUUUACCUGGAUGAGGUGAUGCCAUGCACCAAAAGACUGAUGAGGGCAAUCUCGGGCUGGCUGCCUCGUCAUUUUGUUGGAGCCAUUCUCAUCUCCCUUCCUGCUGUUGCUGUGUUUUCUCAUUUCACUUGUGAAUUUAAAACUAAUGUAAAUGUUACCAUGUUUUUCUGUUGUGCAAUGAUCAUCACUUUCAUUCACUAUUGUAACUUCUGUCAGUUGAGCUCCUGGAUGAGAUUUUCUUUGGCUACCAUUGUUGGUGUGUUGCUUCUCAUUCUGCUCUACAUCACACUAUGUCCUUCAAUCUUGCCUGAAACCCAGUUUGAAUCUCUAGAAUCAUUUGGAGAAGUUGGCUGCAAUGUUUCAACAUCUGGAUGGAGUUCAAAAAAUCUAGAACUGAUCAGACAGGAAGUGAUUCUAGAUAUCGUCCUGUUGCUUUUGCUGGUCUGGUUCCUGAACCGGGAAUUUGAGGUCAGUUAUCGUCUCAAUUACCAUGGUAAUGUGGAGGCAGACCUUCAUCGUCACAAGAUACAGAGCAUGAAGGACCAAGCUGACUGGCUGCUUCAUAACAUCAUCCCUGCCCAUGUGGCUGAUCAACUCAAGGUCACACCCCAUUACUCCAAGAACCAUGAAGAUGUCGGGGUUAUUUUUGCCAGCAUUGUUAAUUUCAGUGAGUUUUAUGAGGAGAACUAUGAAGGAGGUAAGGAAUGCUACCGGGUGUUGAAUGAAUUGAUUGGUGAUUUUGAUGAGUUACUGGGAAAACCUCAAUACAACAGCAAUAUUGAAAAAAUUAAAACCAUUGGAGCUACCUACAUGGCGGCUUCUGGGUUGAAUCCAUCGCAGCGACGUGAUAGCAACCAUCCACACAGUCACUUACAGACCCUUUUUGAGUUUGCCAAAGAAAUGAUGAGGGUCGUGGAUGAGUUCAACAAGGACAUGCUGUGGUUCAACUUUAAACUGAGGAUUGGUUUCAACCACGGACCCCUCACUGCAGGAGUUAUUGGCACUACGAAGCUACUGUAUGACAUAUGGGGUGACACAGUGAACAUUGCUAGUAGGAUGGACACUACAGGAGUGGAAUGUAGGAUCCAGGUGAGUGAGGAGAGCUAUCGAAUAUUGAGCGAAAUGGGCUAUGACUUUGAUUAUCGGGGGACAGUGAAUGUCAAGGGCAAAGGUCAAAUGAAAACAUACUUGUACCCAAAAAGCACAAACAGUGGGAUCAUCCCAUCACAUCAGCAUUCGGUGUCCCCAGACAUCCGAGUGCAAGUGGACGGAAGCAUCGGGCGCUCUCCCACGGAUGAGCUUGCUGGCCUUGUGCCUUCUAUGCCAAUCUCGGACAAGCCUGCUCAUUGCUCAGACAACACUGAGGAUAAAGACCUGCUUUGUGCUCGACAGAAGGUAAAGAAAAAGCAGGUCGAAGGGGCAGGCAGCAAAAUGGGUGACCAGGAUCCAGAGGAAGUGGAUGAACUGACAAAGCUACAGAUCUCUAGCUGUCUAUGAUGCAUCUUUUCAUAUCACAAAUCGGCCUCAUCGGUAGGAUCCAGUUCACGUUGGUAGUGUCUGUGCGUGAAAUGAUUAUUCCUGGUUUUUAAUAUUUUCAUUUUACAUCCUGAUUUCUGUGUGGAUCACAGUGAUGCAGGAGGCAGCUCCAUUGCUAAUGUCUAUGCUGUUUAUGGAUAUCAAGUGCCUUUGGGGGGAAAAAAAAAGAGGCCUAUACUUCAGGUAAAAUGGAAAGAGGUUGCAGAAAGCAUAACUUGGAAUCCUGCGUAGUGCUCUGGUUAUAACCUUCCUUUCUCUUCCCACACAUCAGCCCACCCUCCCCAACCCACACCCCCUCACCCAAAUAUCUCAUUUUCCCCCUGUAAUUGUUGGUUUGCCACUUUCUUUUUAUUUCUGUAGUUUGUCACAUUUAAUCUGAGCCUCCAGGAAAAACUAAUGAUGAAUUAUGAUCGAAUGCCAGCAGUGCACCAAGUGAUUGGGGUAGGAAGAAUCUGGUCAUGUGAAGCAUUAACAAACUUCAAAUAUGUCCUCUCUUGCUGGUAUUCCAAAGGAUCUAAAGAUUAAUAACCCAUUUCAAACUUCAGUACAGAGCAUCCAUCUUUCCUUUGCCAUACUUGCAUUGAGAGCAGACUGUGAACUGGUUUUCUGAUACUUCCCUUGUUGGCCCACAGGGAGGGGAUAAUGCUCAAAAACUGGGUAAGUAGAAGUCUUAAACCCAGGAUUCUUCAGAUCUGUAUGAAAGUAUGGCAGGUUAUGUUGAUGUUUAAUCCAGAUUAGAAUACCAGAGACUAUUUUUCAUGGUUCCCAGAAAAAUGUUCUCAUUAAAACUCCCAAGGCUAUUGGAUUCCUUUAAUAUCUGCUUUCAGUUCUGUAAGUCAGCUCUGGUUCCAUCUGGAGAGGAAAGGAGUUGGAAGUAUGACCUGAGGCAGGACCAGUAGCUGAACCAGUGGUGACGUAGUUCCUGGGCACCUUUGGUCAUGGGUCCAUCUGAGAAGUUGCUGUUCUUCACCAGUCAAGCAGACUGUUGCAGUAACAUUGCAUCUUCCAAUCCUUGGAUAACAUCGAUGAACUAAGUGAACUUCUCUCCCAAGCCUGCUAUAGUGAAACAUUCCCAAAAGUAGUGGAGUUGUCUGUCCUUAAAAAAAAAUCAUCAGAAAAAUGUUCAAAUCAUUCAGCAGGUCAGGCAGCAUCUGUAGGAAGAGGAUCAGAAUUGAUGUUUCAGCUUGAAGACCCUUAGCCAACCUGAAAGGUUAACUUUGUUUCUCUUUCCACAGAUGCUGCCUGAUCUGAGCAUUUACAGCAAUUUCUGUUUAUAUUUCAGAUUUUCAGCAUCUGCAGUUUUUUGAUUCAAGUUGUCUGUCCUU
Pristis pectinata (smalltooth sawfish) is the source of this 5636-nucleotide messenger RNA. RefSeq names its product adenylate cyclase 9 (gene adcy9a). The record is from RefSeq and is a predicted model, not a curated record. The transcript has 10 exons. Bases 271 to 4272 code for a protein of 1333 amino acids. Lineage: Eukaryota; Metazoa; Chordata; Chondrichthyes; Rhinopristiformes; Pristidae. Gene Ontology annotation, molecular function: adenylate cyclase activity. Gene Ontology annotation, biological process: adenylate cyclase-activating G protein-coupled receptor signaling pathway; cyclic nucleotide biosynthetic process; intracellular signal transduction.